Ctenocephalides felis (cat flea) is the source of this 1622-nucleotide messenger RNA. Its product is annotated as ubiquitin carboxyl-terminal hydrolase MINDY-3 homolog. Bases 153 to 1529 code for a protein of 458 amino acids. Gene Ontology annotation, molecular function: K48-linked deubiquitinase activity; cysteine-type deubiquitinase activity. The transcript is spliced from 8 exons. The record is from RefSeq and is a predicted model, not a curated record. Gene Ontology annotation, biological process: protein K48-linked deubiquitination. NCBI's taxonomy places the organism in Eukaryota, Metazoa, Arthropoda, Insecta, Siphonaptera, Pulicidae.
UUAUCAAUGUCUGUUUUAAGCGUAACAAAUUAUUAUUGAGAUAUUGAAAACCAUAGAUAGUUAUUUAUUUAAAUGAUUUUGUGUGAAGUUAUAUUAUUUUACAACUUAAUUCUUUCAAUAACAAUUGGUUUAAUCCAAUAACCUUAAACUAAAUGAGUGUGUUGACAGCUAUGGAAUUGAAGAAUGAUAUUGGGGAAAGCAGUAGAGUUCAAGAAAUGCAAGAAGUCUCUGCUGUGCUCCAACUUCUUUGGGGUUCAGAAAUUAAGCAAGAAGUUUUUCAACGUUGGUCACAAGGGUUUUCAUUCAGCCCUGAUGAACCCAGCGCUCUUGUACAGAAUGAAGGCGGCCCUUGCGCCGUUAUAGCUCCGGUGCAAGCAUUCCUAUUGAAAACCUUAUUAUCUGAAUCAUCUGGACCUAGUUUUCAAGAUUUAACCGAAGAUAAAUGCAAUAAACUUUUGGUUCAAGCUUUGUGUAACAUAUUAAUUAAAUGUGUAUCAAAAAAGUACAAAAUUUUAGAUUUAAGUAAUUUAAUGGCACAUUCCAAAAAUAAGGUUGUAAAUAGUGAUGGAAACAAACCAGAAAUUUCAGAAAGCCCUGAAAUUGAACCUGAAGCAGCUGAUACUGUUUUAAGUGCAAAAAAUUUUCAUGAAAGGAUAUGCAUUCAUACAUUAGAAACUAUCGAAGAUGUGGAAUUAUUUUACAAUAAUAAUCCUAAAGUUUUGUUUGACCGGCAUGGUGUUUUGCUGUUUUUAUAUUCUGUACUGCUAACAAAGGGAAUUGAUCAAGUUAAAAAUGAAUUAAAUGACACUUCGGAACCUCUUAUUCAUGAUACUUACGGAUAUGGAUCUCAAGGAUUGAUAAAUCUUAUGCUAACUGGUAAAGCUGUUGCUCAUGUUUGGGAUCAUGUGCAAGACAUCGGAGGACUUAAGCUUCGAGGCAUUGACCAACAAGCAGAUAUAGGUUUCAUAACCCUCAUGGAACAAAUGAGGUAUUGUACUGUUGGCUCAUUUUUCAAAAAUCCAAAAAAUCCUGUCUGGGUAAUGGGUUCAGAAACUCACUUAACAGUUCUGUUCAGUUUUGAGAAGUUACUGGUGUCUCCAGAGACAGCCAGUGAGUCUGCUCGCCGAGUUUUUAAACAGUUUGAUCCAGAAGGAAAUAACUUCAUUUCUAGUAUAUUAUUACAGGAUGUUUUAUGUGCUUUAAAUUUAGUUAGUGAUCCAGAAUAUGUUGAUAUAAUGCGUAAAAAGUUGGAUGCAGAGAACUUAGGUAUAAUAUUAUUGAAUGCGUUUAUGGAUGAAUUUUUUUCUGGUGAAAAGCGUUCUACUCCUGAUUGUUUCACUUUAUAUCACUAUAAUGGAUUGCCAAGAUCUAAUGCCAAUAACAAGGUGACAUAUCAACGAGGUAUGGCUGUUCUGCUAGAAUGUGAUUUGAAAAGUGUUUGCCCUUCAAAUACAAUGCUUACAUGUCUCCAAACAAAGUGGCCAAACAUUGAGAUUAAUUGGCUGGGUCGUAUUCCUUCACUAAAUUGACAUACGUCAAUCAUGUUUUAUGUCAAAAAAAACAAGUACUAGCAAUCAUACUCAUCUAUUUUUCUUUUACUUAUUUACGGAAGAAAUCAGGUG